Messenger RNA from Anguilla rostrata (American eel), 6689 nucleotides. RefSeq names its product homeobox A13a (gene hoxa13a). Lineage: Eukaryota; Metazoa; Chordata; Actinopteri; Anguilliformes; Anguillidae. Gene Ontology annotation, biological process: regulation of transcription by RNA polymerase II. The record is from RefSeq and is a predicted model, not a curated record. The coding region runs from base 1193 to 2227 and encodes 344 amino acids. The transcript is spliced from 2 exons. Gene Ontology annotation, molecular function: DNA-binding transcription factor activity, RNA polymerase II-specific; RNA polymerase II cis-regulatory region sequence-specific DNA binding.
GGACCUACACAUAGCUUUUCUCGUGCUUUCUCACCAGCCCGCGUGCACUGGCGGAAGUUGCCCGCGUGUCUCCCAAGUCUUGAAUGACCCAAGCUCAAUGGCUAGACUGCAACUUUAAACUUGACCUUGGCCUCGAGAUGUGUCUAACCCGUAGGUAAAACGCCGCAGUCAAACUUUGGUCUUCUCUAGCCUUUCGAAUAUUGUAACUACACCGGAAACUUCACCUUUCACCAUGUUUGUGUGUGUGUGCUUGUGUGUUUGUUUACCAGGAGACGGUGUGCAUGUUUUUUCUUCUUUAUUUGCGAGUUUUAAUGAUGGAUAAUGUUUAAAGACCGAUAUAAUAAAACACAAAACAGCCCGUUUCUCUGACUCCAUUUCCAAGAAUCGAAACACUUUUAAAGAAUACAGCUCCAAACUGGCGGUGCGUUGCGACAAACAGUUCUUUCGUCAUGUAAAUCAUAAAUCACGAUUAAUUUUUGCUAGUAUUUUUAGGUUUAUAUCCGUUCAGCAAAAUAGGAAAUCGGAACAAUCUGUAGCUGUUUCAUCGGAACAAAUAAAAUUAAAUGGAAUGUACACGUAUCGUAAUAAUGCAAAGGGUGGAAUCUUAUUUUAGUGCAUAUUUAUGCUUUCAUACACUAAUACAAAAUGUCAGUAGGAAAAUGUGUGCAUUCUGAAAAGUAAAACACACAUUGGACUUUCAAACUUUUCAGUGAAUGGGGUUUCCUUCGAGACCUUUUUCUUGCUGUUUAAAUUAUAUGCAUUUGAAAAAAUUGGCAACAAUUGGAAAUCUUCAAUUUGGCCUAAACUUGGAUAUGUAGGCUACUUCUGCCGACACUCCAAGAUCCUGACUCAUAGAACGUGGGUUCUCUCUGUCCACGAGUUUAGGUAAUAUUAUGGAAUAAUAUGUUUAGGCUAAUUAUUACAGUUUAGCUGGGAAUUUGUUUUUAUUCAGAAUUUUAUUUUUGUACUUAAAAUGUCUGUCCCAAAGGUAUAUCGAAUACAUUACGUUAUUCAUAGAAAAGACGACAGUCGAAAUUAAUUCACCCAUGUACACACCAGAUGCGUUUUUCACUCAAACAUUUACGAAAAGUCGAUCUUUAGAAAUAUACGAUCGUCUAACAAUGGCGCAUGUUUUUCGCACACACAAUUAGACUAUCUGUAUCUUAGAUGUUUAUCAUGUUAUUUGCAUAUCAUGUGCCCGGUCUCGACCAAUAACCUGGGAGCGCACAGCAACGUCAGGCGGUCUGUUACACUCGGAUUCGGUAUCUCCGUUUUGCGGUCUUUGGGAUUUGUUAAAAAAAAAAGAAAAAAAAGAACCAGUUGUCUCAAUGUCGGACAUGCUAUGACAGCGUCAGUGCUUCUCCGUCCGCGCUGGGUUGACCCGGUGAUGUUCCUGUACGAUAACGGCUCAGACGAUGUAACCGGAGGCAUGGAUGCGUUUUCGGGCGGCGACUUUGCUGCGAAUCGGUGCAGGAACGUGAUGGCGCACCCGGCGUCACUGCCUCCCGGCGCCGCAUACGCGUCCAGCGAGGUUCCGGCGCCUGGCGCGGGCGAACCCGUUAAACGGUGCGGCCCCUGCUCUGCCGCCCGCGGCUCCCCCGGCGCCUCCCUGCCCUACGGCUACUUUGGCAGCGGCCACUACCCGUGCCGGAUGCCCCACCAGUGCGGCGUCAAAGCGGGCACGCAGCCCUCCCCCGCCUACGGGGAGAAAUACAUGGACACGUCCCUUCCUGGCGAGCAGUUCGCGUCCAGGGCGAAGGAGUUUACGUUCUAUCCGAGCUACGCCGCCGGUCCAUAUCAGCCCGUGCCCAGCUACCUCGACCUUUCAGGCACGAGUGGCCCCGCGGAGCCCCGGCACGAGCCCUUGCUGCCCGUGGACAGCUACCAGCCGUGGCCGCUGAGUGACGGCUGGAGCGGCCAGGUCUACUGUGGGAAGGAACAGACACCGCCGUGCUCCCUGUGGAAGUCACGCCUGCCAGAUACCGCGUCACAAGCGGGAGUGGACGGCUGCCCUUUUCGCCGUGGGAGAAAGAAGCGCGUGCCGUACACCAAGGCACAGUUGAAGGAGCUGGAGCGCGAGUACGCCGCCAAUAAAUUCAUCACGAAGGACAAGCGAAGGAGGAUAUCCGCGCAGACCAGCUUGUCCGAACGGCAGGUCACCAUCUGGUUCCAGAACAGGCGCGUGAAGGAAAAGAAAGUGGUCAGCAAACCAAAGAUUAACAGUUAGUUCCACCGGAGCCAAAAUGCAACACAACACAACAAGCCAAACGAAAGAGAACAGGGACGGAAAACAUAUCGACGGCCCGAAAGCUCUUCUGUUUGGAAUAUGACUUCCUUAUUGCCGCCGAUUACACACAACAUCCACAUUUUGUCGCCCGGUGGAAUCGAUUGUAAAAUGAGAGAGCGGACGCAAACAGCUGCAUAGACGACUGUAUGUGGCGCGAGACGAAGUCGCGUGAGAUGUGUUUUUCUUGGGCUAUGUUUUUAGUUUGCUGACGAGUGAAAAGCAAAAACAUCGGGUAGGCUAAUCAUCUUCAUGUCAAAAUUUAAUUCGUGGGUCUGUGGUCAGAGUAUUAGGGUAUGAACUCUCUACUGACCAAGGAAAUUACUGUAAUCUGCUCAGGAAAUAGCUCGUGGUAAACCAAUAUUCAUCAGGAUUCCAAAAUAAUAGCCACUGUGUGUUUGAUGCGUCGAAAAGUGGCCUAUUUUAAUGAUGUAAAGUAAGUUGUUAUUCUGAAUGAUUAAAUGGCCAAAUACUCUUCACAAAAUCUAAUUCCUUAUUGAAACAAUCAGUGCGCUGCCUUAAUAUUUUUUGAAGAUCGUGUUCAUGAUGUGAUUAACACUCUCACUGAUAACAAUCUUCUGGUGCAAUUUUGCCAGUCCUUCAUAAUCAGUCCUUCAGAAUAUCGCCAGAAAAAAACGUGUGUAAAAUUUAGCUCUCCGUGAUAUCGCCUUAAAUGUGAUUAUUCAUAAAGGUAGGCAAAACUGCGUGUAAACUGUUGAAUAAUUCGCUGGUAUAUCUGUUUGUUGUCCGUGUGCCUUGUACAAUGACCAAAGAGAAUCCCAAUAAAGCUGUGGACAUAAAUUUGACGAGCACUACAAUUUUAUUUAGGCUGUGCCCACUGUACGGGCACUGCACAGGCCCCCCACACUCAAACACUGAGGUACAGUAAACUCGUGCCCGUGCGUUAAAAGUGCCCAGCGAUGUAUUUUAAACGUUUUAACGUGAGUUCUGAUACUACCAAUAACGUUUAAAAAACUUACAAAAAAAACAAAAAACAAUCGUAAUAGAGAAAUUAUCUUCCUGUCAGGGGGACCCAUGAAUAUUCGUUCUCAAAUGACAUUUUGUGUGGACCUUAGUCCACACAAAAUGGACAAAUGGACAAAUGGAGCUUUUCCCCGAAAGAUAGUUAAUUCGUUUUUUAAAAAAUGGGGGGGGGGGGUUCGGACGUUUUUUGGUCAGUUAUUUUCUCUUUUCUGUUUUUCGCCUCAUGUUGUAGACCAAUACUGCCAUCUUGUGGCGGAUGUGCUAUAUGCGCCAGUUUGUUUGUCCACUGUAACGUAGGGAGAGCCUGUAGAAUCUCGCGGCGAAUGCUAAUAGUGUUAAUUUUAUAACGGAAACCGAGGUCGGCAUAUGACCGUUGCACCGUAGCAGGGCGCCACUCGGUCGCAUAGAUCCUGUAAAUAUUUUGACCCAAUUCGUCGUAUUUAAGAAAGAACUCACAAUAUCAGCUUUUGUGUUCUUCAUAAAGUUUAGAUCGGCUCUCUUAUGUAGCCUACCGUUUAUUUUAAAUUAAAAAAAAAAAAAAAAAACAUAGCUACGGAUUUAGAACAUGUUGCCAUCUUACAAAUUGUGUCCCUCUCUCACGGAGCAAUUCAGUGUUAAGAGUUUUAUUUUCAAAAUAUACUGUAUUUAACCCGUCCUAGUUACUCAGAAGCACUGGGCAGCCGCAGUGCAGCGCCCGGGGACCACCUCAGCCCAGUGCCUAGGACAAGGGCAGGAAUAUUCCGGGCCUGACAUGUGGGUGGAACCCGGAAUACCCGACAGGAAACUCGUGCGAACGCGGGAGAACGUUCAGCUCCAAACAGAGAGGAUCCGGCCGGAACUCGAACCCAGAACCGCAUCCUUGCAAGUGCUAACCACUGUGCAAACCACUGCGCCCCAGUGCCACCCAAUGUUGUGAUUUGAGAGAGAGAGUGUGUGUGUGUGUGUGUGUGUGUGCGCGUGUGUGCGCGUGCGUGCGGGUGCGCGUGUUUCGUGUGUGUGUACCAGAUCUAUAGAAAUUGUUAAUGUACCAACAUUUAUUGCUUACUUUAUGCUAAUAUGCUAACAUAUUUUCACCUUAAAAGUGAAAGAUUAUAGGUUUAUCUGAUCAUUUCUGUUCUGGAAAUACGUGGUCUCGAUUUAUCCAAAGAGUACGCGGUUUUAUUAAAUAUGAUAACGUGUUAGAUUAUAUUUAAUGGGCCAUUAAUUCCGUUCGCUUACAAUGUUAAAACGUUUCUGCAUUAGGAAUGUUUUUCAAGAGUAUGAAUGUUUUUCAAAAGUCAGUGUUCUAGAACUCCGUUCCUUUCAAUUAUCAAUCGUGAUUAUUAAAUCAGCAAUAGAAUGUUCAGUUAAAAACAUUCUAAUCGCCUAUUAGUGAUCUUAUACCUCGAAGGGUUAAUAAACAUUUUCGUCAUAUUGGUGCGGAUGUAGCCUGAUCAUUUCUAUUGAGAGGUGAACUUUCCACACUAAAUGCCUUUGAUUUGUGCACAUUGUCUUUCAAAAUUAUUUUCGUUCACCUGAGAUUUGAGCUUUUAUUUUUUUAUUAUUUAGACCUGCAUUUUAGCCUGAUCAAACCAAUUGUUCGACAGUCUACAAACUAUGCUACAAACGGAAAAUAAUUAAGUCACACAACUAGUUUCUGAAUUUAGUAGACUAACCUACGUUUCAAUUAUUUGUCGCGGACGUUUAUGAUUUAUGGAAAUAAUUAGGACAUGCAAACCCUGUGAUUUUCACCUUAACAAAUUUUCACCUUAACAAAGACAGCAUAAGAACGGGCCUGUGAUUAACCCUCCCCAUUAUUAUCUCUGAAAAUGUCUGUUCAUUUAAUGUCUGUUUCCAGAGGCGACAAUUUAUCUUACUCGGAACACGGAGGAAACCUUGUAUGUGCACGCACUCCUGCAGUUAGGCGUUAUAGAGAAUUAUUCGCGGGUCCUAACGUGUCAGUCAACGUGUGGGGUUAUGUCAUUCACAAAUGCACGGUUACCUUGUCUAGGUCAUCUGAAUAGAUUGAGGACGCGUUUCUGAAUUCUGACAGGCGCUGGCUGGAGCAGGCCUUGCAGCCGGACUGCCGACUGAGUCGAGCAGCGUUCUGGUAGGCUCAACGGUUUUCCUUUUUAAAAACACGUAGGCCUAAUUAAUAUAUUAACGUAAGAAGAUAUUCGGAUACUCUUUUACUUCAUUUUCACUACUUUCCCCGUAAACUGCAAAGCGACCUUUCCUUGUAGCUGUGACGUUACAAUAUUGCGUUAUUUUCGUAAAAUGCUCGCGCUUUAGCCACGAAGGCCUGCUUAGAGACCCUCACUUAGACAUCAUUUUAAGGUCACAUUACAGGGAAAAUGGAAACAUCGAAAAAUGAUAUAUUUUCAACUUAACUGUCAGAAAUCAUCCUGGAGUAAAAUAAAUUCAUUAACUAUGUGUUCUACAGUGAUUUUUUGCUGUAGUGAGGCUCGAUAAUACACAAUUAAUUACACUGGACACCACGGUGGAGUCAACAGCAUUCCUUAGUAAGAAAAUGCGUGCAUACGUCAUACAUCAAUAUGAUGAAUCGGUUUAUGCUAAAAUGAGCACGUGGUUUAUUCACGUCAUAAUCAAGACCACUGAUACAAGUUGACUCACAAUCUUCACUUUAUUAUAUUUAGCAUCGACAAAGUGGCGCGAGCAUCAUUUCAAAAUGUUGUCCAAACACGUCAGAAGUUGUUCAGAAAUGCAGAAUUUCAUUUGUCGCUCUGAAUUUUCAGUCCCCUACCCCCUGCGAAAAAUAAACGCGUUUGCCAUAAUCUGCCUAGAAAAAAUAAAAGUACAAUGACAAUGAAUAAAUAAAUAAUGUUAAUGCGGCAAUGGGAACAAAACGUGGGCCCAAAACGCGUAAUGCGGUUUCCUGGGGAAGAUAGUUCGUUUACGGCGCCUUUGCUUCGUAGGGAAAAUAUAGUCGAAGUGAGGCUGUAGAGUAUGAAAUUUAAUAAAAGGGCUUUGUGACUUAAUAAAAAUGUAAUGCUUCCUCAAACAAAUCAUCUUAGUGGGAGAUGUUUGUGUGCUAAUGGGCAAGAUUUUAUCAAUUUGUUUGGUAGCAGACUACAAAUAUAUGUAACAAAAGGCUAAACUAACAAAUUAAUUCAUUCAUUUUUCAUUUUAGAUCUGCUUAAAUCAAAUUUUUUUACUGUUUCUGCAAAUAGCCAACUUAACCUCAAAUUAAAUUAAAAUACUUUUUUUUUUUAAGAAUAUUGCUUAUAUUCAGUGUUAAGCAGAUUCCUUGGGAAAUGUAAUCCGAUAAUGAUUACAAAUGACAUGACUGAAAUGUAAUUAGAAACAUAAUCUGUUACGUCAUUGAACAUGUGUGAACUAAUAAAACAUAAUCUGUUUUUUUGGAUUACUUCCAGUUUAAGUAGCCAAGUAUAUUACAGAAUAAAUGUGUUGCCAACAUUAA